Molecule: messenger RNA, 1683 nt
Organism: Sclerotinia sclerotiorum 1980 UF-70
Lineage: Eukaryota; Fungi; Ascomycota; Leotiomycetes; Helotiales; Sclerotiniaceae
Exons: 8
Coding region: 1-1683 (560 amino acids)
Biological process (GO): long-chain fatty acid metabolic process; long-chain fatty-acyl-CoA metabolic process
Cellular component (GO): plasma membrane; lipid droplet; endoplasmic reticulum
Molecular function (GO): long-chain fatty acid-CoA ligase activity
Source: RefSeq, a predicted model, not a curated record
AUGUCCUCCCAAACCAAGAACAAGACCAAAACUACGACUUUCUCCCCUCGAAUGUCGAGAAAACCUCCCUUCACUGCAGAAGUACAAGGAGUUCCUCAAGUGCCUGGUGAAUCCAUUCCCCGUUGCAAUAUCCGACACCCAGAACUUCUUUCUCAGCCAGAGCCAGGCAUCGAAACCGUGUUUGAUAUCGUAAAGAAAAUCAUCGAGGGACAAACACAGGAGGUAGAUAAAGUAUGGACUUAUUUUGAAAUGAGCGGUUAUGAGUAUAUAAGCUUUAAGGAUCCUCACUGGCUAUCAAUCGCUCAUGGUUCAAUGUCCCAGUCUAUGCCUAUUGUCACUGCAUACGAUACUCUUGGCGUCGAAGGGCUCCGUCAUUCCCUUAUACAAACGAAAGCCAAGGUCAUAUUCCUAGAACCACAGCUCCUUCAAACUUUACUUGAUUCUCUCGAGGACUUGAAGCAUAUUAGAUACGUGAUAUACAACACAGAUGGCGAUUCAGAACUUCCAUUAUCAAGUAUCAAGGAACUAAAGAAGAGUCACAACCACCUCACACUUUUGAGCUACGAAGAACUAAUAGAUUUGGGACAUUUACAUCCUAUUGAAGCUGUGCCACCUAAAGCUGAGGAUCUUUGCUGCAUCGUGUACACAUCCGGCUCAGGUGGUACUCCGAAGGGCGCAUCGCUAAAGCAUAAGAACGUCGUGGCGGCCAUUACGGGAGCAAAUAUUAUCGUAGGUGAUUAUCUAGGUCCCUCGGAUACACUUCUAGCAUACCUUCCCCUUGCUCAUAUCUUCGAAUUCGUAUUUGAAAACGCAUGUCUUUACUGGGCUGCCCUAAUGGGAUACGGUCAUCCCAGAACUCUCUCUGAACCCUCCAUGAAAAACUGCAAGGGUGAUAUCCAGGAACUAAAACCUACUCUUUUAGUGGGUGUACCAUCAGUAUGGGAGACGGUCAAAAAAGGUGUAAUCGCCAAAGUGAAUCAAGGUGGACCUGUUGUCCGUAGUUUAUUCUGGAGUGCAUUCUACACCAAAGGAUUACUCUCCUCAACCGGCUUACCCGGUUCAGCUAUUUUGGAUGCAAUUGUCUUUAACAAAGUCAAACAAGCGACAGGUGGAAGAUUGAAGUUCUGCUUAAAUGGCGCAGGUCCCAUAUCUCAACAGACUCAAGAAUUUAUCUCUCGGACCAUCACACCCAUGAUUUCUGGUUAUGGGUCCACAGAAACUACCGCCGUGAUGUCCGAAUACUACGAUAACAUUACUGAAACAAACGAGGCGCUUACUCCAGAUGAAUGGUUCAAGACUGAGGAUAUUGGUGAGUGGGACAAAAAUGGACAUUUGAAGAUUAUCGAUCGAAAGAAAAAUUUGGUCAAGACGAUGAAUGGAGAGUAUAUUGCUUUGGAAAAGCUGGAAUCAGUUUAUCGAGCUGCAGCCAUAGCAGCGAAUAUAUGUGUUUACGCCUCAAUCACUGAAACACAUCCGGUCGCAAUCAUUGUCCCCGUCGAACCAGCUCUCAAAAAGCUCGCUGAGUCUCUGGGACUUGUGUAUGGCAGAGCGGACGGGAUGCCCAAUUCUCUUCAGUCUAUGGUCAAAUUAGUAACGGCAACUACGAAAUUAAAUCGAAAGGCGAUCUUUGAGAGAUAUGAGAAGGAUAUUUAUGUGGCUUAUGGAAAUGGGAAUGGAAAGUAA